Monomorium pharaonis (pharaoh ant) is the source of this 2857-nucleotide messenger RNA. Its product is annotated as nuclear cap-binding protein subunit 3. The record is from RefSeq and is a predicted model, not a curated record. The coding region runs from base 229 to 2061 and encodes 610 amino acids. Gene Ontology annotation, molecular function: mRNA binding; RNA 7-methylguanosine cap binding. The transcript is spliced from 7 exons. Lineage: Eukaryota; Metazoa; Arthropoda; Insecta; Hymenoptera; Formicidae. Gene Ontology annotation, cellular component: nucleus; cytosol.
GACCUUCUACCAUUCGUGUCUAUCAUGGAUUCAUGGCUCCAGCUGUGGCCUGUAAAUGUCUGCCGUUGUGGUUAAAUUCUGUUUGUAAACUAUAAACUCAUUAUUGCUGUUUGAUGUUGGAAAUCGCUGUUUACGAAUCGACCAGACCAUCUCUCCAGGAUCUCGGGAUACCCGUUGAUCUUUCCCAGUGAUAUUCAAGCACCUGACGCAUUCGUAUCGCUUCUCACGAUGGAGGAAGAGUACGACGAACCUUCGGACGUUGAGAUGGUACCUAUCGAUGAAGCAGAGAGAUCCAGAGCUGCUCCAAGACCAGAACCGGAGAUCCAGAUAUUGGACUCUGGAAAAUCUGUGGACACAUUCACAACUGGCAUAGAUAUAUUCAGCAAAGAGGAAAGAUCAAAACUGGAGGUGCGAGCAAAACGUUUCGGCUUGAUGGAAUCUAAAGAAUCGUCAAGUCUAGAAGAAGAUCUAUACAGCAGUAUGGGUAUUGUGAACGACAGUGAGGCUACAAAAAAUAUCAGGUUGAAUGUAAUUCAUAUGAGAGGGACUGAGGAUAUGGGCACCAAAGAUGUAUUUCAAUAUUUUCAAGAUUAUUCUCCAAUGUCGAUUGAAUGGAUCAAUGACGUAUCAUGCAAUGUAGUCUGGUUCGACAAUGUAACGGCAGCUAGAGCUAUGCUGGGAUUGUCCACACAAAUUAUAGGCAGCAUUGCAAAACACUCAAAUCGCGAUAACGAUUCUGAGAGCAGGAAAAACGACAUGGCAAAUGAGAAAAGUGAAUCUGUUGAUGCAGACAAGAAUGGAAGGAAAGAGAAUUGUAUAAAUAUUAAAGACAUUGAUUAUCCAUUACCGCCUGGUAUAUGGAGAAAAGGUGUCGAUUAUCCAAAGUCUAAAGGAAUCUACUUAAGAUUCGCCACCAGGGCAGAUAAAAAGCAAUUUAAUGCGGAAAAAAGGAGCGAGUACUACAAAAAAUAUGGAAAUCCUAAUUUUGGAGGUAUCAAAGGAAUUCUAACGGAAUCUCGUAAGCGUAUGUACAAGCAAACGAAACAAAGUAAUACACACGAAUCGUUGAUCGAAAACAACAGUCAAACAAAUGAAAUGAAAAAUCCGUGGGGCGCUUUGUCCGAAACGUGGGGCUUGAACGACGUCGUGGAGGACGAUUUUCUUCCGAAGAACGGUAUUAAGGAACAAGGACGUAGCAUAAAAGAACGAUUGGGUCUCAAAUGCCCAGAAAAGGAUACGGUACAAGCCGAGGAGUCGGGUGAGGCCAGUUCAGGUGACAGUAGCGAUAGCGACGAGGACUGGUGUAAACGGAGCAAAAUUCCCCGCAUGCGAAUGCACGCUGACGACGAGGAGGAAAAAGUGCAGAAGCGUCGGGCGAAGCUUCGAUUCCAAAUGAUUCUAAACAACUUGAAUAACAGUGGUGACUUACGAUCGAAGCUUUCGGGAAGGUCGAAAACGAAAACGCAGUAUCGCGAGCCCAUUCAAGUGGUGGUCACAAAUACGAACGCAAUGAGUUCGAAACGCAAUAAUUCCGGAAUAAUUCGGCAGCAAGGCCACCAGAUCGUAAAAGAGAUACAAUCGUUGGAAAGAGAAGAAGGAGAAUGGCAGGAAGACGAGAACAGCCAUGAAAAAGAAGACACUGAGAAACAGGGACAUAGUCAAGGAAGCCUGAUAAAUAUAGAAGAGCGAGAGGAAGGAGAAGAGGUAGAGGAGGAGGAUAACGAAGAAGAAGGCGAACACAGAGAGGAUGAAGAUGACAGUGGUGAGGAAGACAAUGAUGUGCCUGCAAAGGAGAUUCAGGGUCCUAAAGGAAGUGUGAUAAAGGUGGUCCCGCCUAAGCCACGCAUUGCCUCCACUGUAUGGGCAAGGUUAAAUCACACUAAAAGCGAAGUUAAUAACAGUUAUUUGAAAAAGAGGCCAUCGGACAGCCGCGACUUAAGGAGUACCUUGAAGAGCGGUGAUUUACGAUCACGUAUUGGAAAUCAUAGCAGAGGGCGUUCUCCAUUGAGAAUAGAAGUAAAAAAUGAUAAAUACACAAAAGAUAAUAGUGACGGAGAGUGACCAUCGUAUGAACUAAUUGUUCAAAGGCUCGAACUUGUAAAAAGGUGCGCUAAUUCUUCAUAUGUAUCAUUUUAAGACUUUCGUAACAUUUUAUAUCGGCUAUGGUGAAAUAAUUGUGUAAAUUACGUAAGCAUAUAUGUAUUCAAAUUUACAUAAUUUACGAACUAAAUGAAGUUUUUCUUUUUUCAUCACUGGAAAAAUUGCUAUUGUUUAUAUGCGUGUGUCAUAAAAAGAAAAUAUUAAUGGCUGCGUUUUGAUAUUGAUCAUUGUCGUUGAUGAAAAUAUAUGCAUAUACUUUAUAAAAUCAGCAGCGCAACAGUAUUACAUAUAUCUUCAGCACUUAGAAUGAAUAUCGAAACGCAGUUGGUAUGAAACAUUUCGUAACGUAUGUACAUUAGUGAUCGAUAGAGAUCGAGCGAUCUUUCAAUAACAAUCAUUGUUUUUAUCGUUAGACAGAUAAUGAAUGCUUCCGAUAAUAUCGCGUGUAAAUGUGACAAAGAUUAUGUACCUACAAGCAACUUGCAGAAAACUACGUACUUUCACCGAAAUGUUUGUGUAAUUAUGGAAAAAGAAAAUUUUCGAAGAGAUCUUGCGUUGCUUCGAAAUUGCGAUGUAAAUCAUGUACCUUUUGUACGAAGAUGAAAGUAUAAUUUCUUAGGCUCUUCUAAAAUCAUGUUUCUCAAGUAACGAAGUGAAAUAUUUUGUAAAGGCAAUUCUAAUAAUCCGAAAUAAUACUCGACAUUAUUGCGAAAAAAGAAAGGAAUGAAUAACGAAUAUAAUAAAGCAAUAAUCUGUA